CCUUUUUCCACCUCUCCUCUCCUCGGCUCCACAAUGGUACAGCCAGCAUCUCCCCGCACAAUGGUUGAAAGGCGGUGAGCGAAGAGUGAUUCAGCAUCGCAGUCUCCGCAUUAGACCUCUUUUAAUUAGUCGGUGCUUCCUUGUUUUUUACAGUUGUAAAGUGAAAUUACGCCUCACUGAGGUCUGCAAAUGUCGGUAGUCGGGAUGUUUUGAACAGGACUGUCACCGGAUUGGGAUUGUGGUCAGCUGGCACGGAAUGGUAUUUAUGAACAGACAUUUCUUAUAUUACUGCAGUGAACCAAUCCUGGAUGUGAAGAUUGCCUUUUGUCAGGUGUGUGUUCCAUACAGGUAAAAAAGGGCUUUGGUAAACAAGUGGAUGUGUCAUACAUCGGUAAACAUUACAAUAUGAGCAAAAGCAAAGUGGACAACCAGUUCUACAGUGUGGAAGUGGGAGACUCUACCUUCACAGUCCUCAAACGCUACCAGAAUCUAAAACCCAUCGGCUCUGGGGCUCAGGGUAUUGUAUGUGCUGGAUAUGAUGCCGUACUGGACAGAAAUGUGGCUAUCAAGAAGCUCAGCAGACCCUUCCAGAACCAGACGCAUGCGAAACGGGCCUACCGGGAACUGGUGCUUAUGAAAUGUGUCAAUCACAAAAACAUAAUCAGCUUAUUAAAUGUUUUCACGCCACAGAAAUCUUUAGAGGAGUUCCAGGAUGUGUAUCUGGUGAUGGAGUUGAUGGAUGCCAACCUGUGCCAGGUGAUUCAGAUGGAACUCGACCAUGAGAGAAUGUCAUACCUGCUCUACCAGAUGCUCUGUGGCAUCAAACACCUUCACUCAGCUGGCAUCAUACACAGGGAUCUGAAACCUAGCAAUAUAGUAGUGAAGUCGGACUGCACGCUAAAGAUCUUGGACUUUGGGCUGGCAAGGACCGCGGGCACGAGCUUUAUGAUGACGCCCUAUGUGGUGACACGUUACUACAGAGCACCAGAGGUCAUCCUGGGCAUGGGCUACAAAGAGAAUGUGGAUAUUUGGUCAGUAGGGUGCAUAAUGGGAGAAAUGGUGCGCCACAAAAUCCUCUUCCCUGGCCGGGACUACAUCGACCAGUGGAACAAGGUGAUCGAGCAGCUGGGCACGCCGUCGCCAGAGUUCAUGAAGAAGCUGCAGCCAACCGUGCGCAACUACGUGGAGAACAGGCCCAAAUACGCAGGCCUCACCUUCCCCAAGCUCUUCCCCGACUGCUUGUUCCCUGCAGACUCUGAGCACAACAAACUCAAAGCAAGCCAGGCUCGAGACCUGCUGUCUAAGAUGCUGAUUAUUGAUCCUGCCAAGCGGAUAUCAGUGGAUGAAGCCUUACAGCACCCCUACAUCAAUGUGUGGUACGACCCAUCUGAGGUGGAGGCUGGGCGAGAUCUCUUCCAAAUAUCAGUGCCCCCUCCACAGAUCUAUGACAAGCAAUUGGAUGAAAGAGAACACUCCAUUGAUGAAUGGAAAGAGCUAAUCUACAAAGAGGUGAUGAACUUUGAGGAGAGAAUGAAGAAUGGUGUGGUGAAGGGACAGCCCUCUCCUUCAGGUGCAGCCGUGAAUGGCAGUGAGAGCCUCCCUCCCUCCUCCUCCGUCAACGAUAUCUCCUCCAUGUCCACCGACCAGACCCUCGCCUCCGACACCGACAGCAGCCUGGAGACCUCCGCAGGACCCCUCGGGUGUUGCAGGUGACUAGCCGCCUGCCUGCGCAACCCCAUGUUCUUCAGAAGGUGAAGUGCAAACCACAUGAAAAAAAAAUGAAAUCGACAUCAAGAAGAAAAACAAAAAUAGCGGAAAAAAGAGCAACGACAUCACCAUCACGCAACGACCACUUAAUGCUGAUGAAAACAAAACGAAGAAUUUGAAAUUAAGAAACAAAAAAAAUAAAAAUGCCAAGCUUGCAUUCUCAUUCUAAAGUAUAAAUAAUGUUUAAUGUAACGAAACAGAACAACCUGAUAUGUAUAUUGAUAAAACCCUGUAGUUGCUUUGCUUUCUAUCUCUCUCCUCCUCCCUUGUAUGGCAUCCAAUGAAAAAAAAAAAAAAACCUAAUUAUACGCAUCUCUCUGUAAAGUGUAAAUUGACUGGCUGAUAACUGAUACCUUGCAAGCUUCUGUGCUUCACUCCGAUGUGGCAAGGUGGGCCUUUUGAAUUCAUGACUACUGUACUAUAUUCUAGACCUCCACUCCUUUUCCCCCUGUGAUGGUAAUGCCAAUCUGUGAGCCCCUCCUCGGGGCUGGAGCAGGUUGAUGUGCUUGUUUGUGACUCCUAUUGGGGAGUGCUCCAGGCUACGUGCUGAAGGACUCCCCCCAUGUCUUCUUGUAUAUAUGUAACUCUGUACAGCAGUAGGAUACUCUUGUGUGGGACUGAAGGCCAGUAUUGGACGUGUGUGUUGCGCACCUUGCCACAUCACCGCUUUGACCUUAGUUGACCUUGCCUGUAGUCUUGCAUGAUGGGGAGAAAAAAACUGAGCUCAUUUUUUUUCUGACAACUACGUAGAGACACCCCUUUGUUUAUAUUCUCCUGUGAGCUUUUAGGGCCUGUGAGCCCGGACUGUGUGAGU
Alosa alosa (allis shad) is the source of this 2581-nucleotide messenger RNA. It is a transcript of the gene mapk10, whose product is annotated as mitogen-activated protein kinase 10. Gene Ontology annotation, cellular component: nucleus; cytoplasm. The record is from RefSeq and is a predicted model, not a curated record. The transcript is spliced from 14 exons. Lineage: Eukaryota; Metazoa; Chordata; Actinopteri; Clupeiformes; Clupeidae. Bases 406 to 1713 code for a protein of 435 amino acids. Gene Ontology annotation, biological process: protein phosphorylation; JNK cascade. Gene Ontology annotation, molecular function: JUN kinase activity; ATP binding.